UAAGUAACGAUUCUAUAUUAAGGAAAAGCGGAGCACUUAUCUGACCACCGUCUGGCUUCAGUAAGAUAGUUCUAUUGAUGAGUUUUUCACAUAAAGAUAUUCGAACGGUAUCGUGUCACCCGAACCCUUUCGGUUUGCCGUCGAGUCUGCGAGGAUGAUGACGACGACGACGAUUUCCUGCUUGUUUUGAAGUGGUCGAACUCUGGUUAAUCUUAUACGGGUAUCUACAUUCAUUAAGAAUUGAACUGUUAGUAAAACAGCCGCAAUGCGUCGCUAAGGCUGAAUAUAUACUUAGGAUGUAAAUGUUUAAGAUUUCUGGAGUGUUAGUGCUAUCUUUUGCACCUUUUGUAGAUACAUUUUUGCGUUACUAGUUGUUGAGGGACCACAUUUUCCAAUUCUGAUAUGGCAAAUCGUUUACUUCUACUUCAUAAGUAGAUUCUUUCAUCGAAAGCGAGUACGAGAUUGAUCUUUUAUAGAUGGCGACAAAGAUAGUGGAGUUAGAUGUCGCUUAGUUGAAUAGAUGUGCUCUUCAGCCCGUAAAUAGGCGACUUUUGUGUCGCAUACGUUUGUCACGCUACAUGCCUCAAAACGAAUUGUCAACAUCACUAAUUUCGAAUACACAAACUUGCCAGACGCUGCUAAGCCACUUUAUCGGUCCGUUUCAAACUGCCUACAAGGUGAUGCUGUUCGUCCUUAACUGUACACUACUUAUUAAUGCGCUGCGUCUCUGCUCUGCGUCACCGUCAUUGACCAAGUACUUUCUUCUAGGCGCCGCAGAAGCAGUUAACAACAACAAUAACAACUACAACAACAAGAGCAACAAUAAGAGUCAGUAACCGUGGUCCCGUCCUUUCGAUUGCAUCCCAUGCAACAGCGCGGGCGCCCAGUCAGGUAAUUCAGUUGACUGUUGGCUGGUGGAGUAAAGCAGACCAGUGGCUGGUUUUGCCAGCCGCAUUCCGGGCCAAGGUUGGAUGAACGAAGCAAGCUGUUAGGCAAACAAGGCUGCCAACGCUCACGAGAGACGAUGCUAUAAGCAAUAGCUGGCUUCGCUUUACGAACCUCUAGUAGUGGUCACCGCUAGCAUCGCCGUUAUGAAAGCCGACGUUAGCAAAACCUUGUGGGCGGUGAAAGAACUCCGAACGGGCACGAUGAGGAUACUCGGACGAGGUUGCUGUCUCGCAGCUGCAUUCGGCGUUCGAGAGUCGGCGUUACUUAGGGCACAGGCAAGCAUAGCUGGGCGUCCUCUCAGUUUCGUUUAUCUGUACUUUCCUGUUUUCACAUUCUGUGAGACACAAGCAAAGCUACAGCUACUGUGCGACUAGCAACCAAUCUAGAUGGUGCUGUUAUAAAUACAGAUAAUAACAAAGAAGUCGGCGUCAGACAUUGACCGUACGAUGAUUUAACCACUCAGUCAUUACGAGUUAACUACCAGCAUUAGCAUAGACCGGGACUGUGCCCUUACACUGGUUAUUUAAAAAUCUGGUUUGCUGAGUGGCAUUUCUGACAGCUCGAGAAUGUCCAACGACUCCCCAGCUCCACCACCGCCGCCCCCGCCUCCACCCGGUUGGAAACCUAACUGGCGUGAAGAGCGCGGAAAGGAUGAGGUGAGCACGAUUAACACGAAUGUUGAACGCUCAGCUCCUAUUAAGAUCCCUGGAAUUGGCCCCGCUGCGGUAGCUGCCAACGCUUCUGCACCUCAGAGCCCGAAACCGACAAGCGGCUCAGGCCCCGACGGUUCAUUCACACAGUAUGAUCGUCUUCCCGAGAAACUUCAGAGCACGUUGUCGAAAGACAAGAAACCGUUUACCUAUACACCAGCUGGCAUUGAUCUUUCGGAAAUUAAAUCUCCAAACUUUCAGAAGAAGGUUAAUCGAGCUAAGCAACAGGGAGAGUUCAGCCCAGUCUGUGGCCCAGGCUCACCAGGUCUUAACGAAUACGGACAACAACCUCCCCUUUGGCCUGAAGACAUUCAAGAUAUCAGCGAGUACUGCAACAACCCUGCCGAGCUCGAUGAAUCGAUGACUAAUCCCCGAUAUACAGGAUCAAAGAUCCCUUCACGUUCUUUCAAGGUCCUUCAAGCUAUCACAGCGACGUCGGAUGAUGACUAUGCGAGUUCCCCUGAGCCCACCCACAACAAGCCAUUGGCUUCCAGCCCAAGAUCCGCUCCACCCCCACCGCCAACUCCUGCAUCACAUGCACCAACUAUUCCAGCAGUUCUGCCGGUUUCUUCAUCAUCUCCUUACGUCUCGACUCCUCCGUUGUUUAGUCCUAGUAGCUCGACAAGUUAUCCUCCUUCGAUGCCGCCCCCACCCUCAGCGCCUGCAUCGUUUUCUCUUUAUGGAGCCCCAUCGUCAGGAUCAUUUUCCUCGAUACCCCCACCUGUGCCUCCGCCACCGUCCGCCUAUCUUCCAUCUUCUUCGCCAACGUUUGCUUCAUCGUCACAGCUGUACUCACAGCCAACACCCAACUACAAGAAAGUCCCGCCUCCCGUGCCACCAAAACCUCCGCGCGGAGUUUUCCGCGACGGGGGGGUAGCGUCUUCGCUCCCGUCGACACCCCUUGCGUCUUCGAUGGCUCUUCCUCCGCCUUUCUCAUUUAGUUCUCGGGCUCCUCAGGCACCUUCGGCGCCUCCGGUGCAUCCGACAAAACCGCUGCCUUCGAACUCGUUUAGUAACGAAUACCCGACGCAAAAACAGCCAUUCUCUGAGCAGUUCUACCAGUCGACGGUGAACCCGGUUUUCAAAACGUACACGCCACCGCCAUCGGUUAGACAGACGGUCCGUUGCGGACCCGGCUUUAAGGAGACUGCAACACAUAAAACGGGAUCAGGAUUCGAAGAAACAACUACAUACUCAAGCUACUCGUCACCUUCGUAUAGUGAUGGGACACGGACACUGCCACUGCGACGCGAGAUAAAGAGCUCGACAAGCAAAUCGUCAUUCAAGUCGCGGCCCUAUUACGAAUCACCUUAUCAGACGUUACUGGAGACCCCACAAUUUCAGGAUCCCUUCAAGUUUGGCGGUUUGACGCCGAGUUAUACGAACUCAUAUGCUAAUCAGCUCAGUGUCAAUCAAGAGCGGUCUUCACCGUCGUUAGGGAACGAACCUGUCUUUGCCCCACUGCAGUCACCCCCGCCGCCGUUUCAACCUGGAAUAAAUCGGCAAAGCGCCACGACGAGCUCCUACGAACAAACGAUUCGACAAACCACAACAAACCAAAGCGAAAGGCCAUUGUCAAUGACCUCGAGAUUCUUCGACGAAAUCAACCAGAUGUUUGAUCAAACAUCCGCUAACAUAAGUCGCGAAAUGUACGGAACUGAUUUCUAAAGGGACUUAACGAGGAUACCAUGGGAAGAACAUCACUUUAGUCAUUCCUCACUUCAUCUUUACCUCAUCCAUUAGAUCGUCAUCAUUGUAGUUACGUCACAAGAAUUGAAUGGGUCACGGUGAAAGGAACGACAGACGGCGGAAAAGAUGAUAAUAAGUAGUCAGAAACACACACACACACCGACAAGUCAUUAAGAACCGUAUCUUCUUGUGAAUAGUCUCCUACGAAAAGACGCAGAUAAGGCAUGUUGAUCAUUGGACCGCUUGCAUCUCAGAUUUAGCUUCCAGCAGAGAUGGCCAGGAGAUGAAUUUCAGAGUUUUCCUCUUUUUGUAGGUCGAACAUCCACUCACUUUUCUAUUGCUCAUCGCCAGCGAAAAAGGGCUAUAAGUGGCUAUAAGGACUUAAUAUUUAGCAAAAAAGAAACUUUAAGCUUAAACCGUUUCAUUAGUUUAUAAAUACGCUCCAUUUUGUCGCAUAUCGCCCGAAGAUUUUCACCCAGCUUUUGUGUUGCGAGUGGGCCUUUGGGCUCAAGAUGAACCGUCGUAUAUAGACGUAGCAUUUGAGAUAAAAGGACCCAGCUUAGAAAAUCCAUUUUGCCUAGAAGUCAUCGGACUUUGCUUACACUAUACAUUCUUCGACACUGAUUGGAAAGGGCUGCAGCUCGUAUAAUCACAUAAUUCUGCAGAAUGCGCUCCGCUUCCUGGUGCCAUUAAUACCAACCAUCCUUAACAUUAAUUAGCCGAUCCGGACCGAUUGAUUCGAGGGCAGCUGGGCUAAAGUACAGUCUAUAUGAAACCUAAUUAUAAAAUACAAUAGUUAGGCUAAUAUAUUUGUUUAUUACAAGGUAAACGUUAUUAUACAGUUCAGUUGUUCAUUUUGUUUUAACAUGUUGGAAAUAAAAAUGAAGUCUUUAUGAGAAAAUUUAAUGUACUUUAUUUAUGUUGAAUACCCCUGACCUCCAUGAAUCUGAGAAACGAUUAUCUGUCUAUUUGUACGACGAGCUCCUUUACUCAAUUUAUAAAUAUAGUUGAUAUUUACAUGUAUUAGGGUUGUAUGUGUGUGCCGGCACGUUGACGGAAUAGAUCGCUGUUUGCUCCAGGGUCAUUUCCAUUGGCACAUACAUAUCAGUAUCUUGUAUGUAUGUCACGCAUGCGAACUAGUCAUUCCAUUUUUCUACAUAACACGCGUCUUGUUAAUAAUAUCAUAGACUGUACAUGUUGGGCAGAAUUGGGCUGGUAUUAGCGUGGGACGCAGGGGUUAGAAAGUGUCAUGAUGCCAUGGUUUCAAGAAAUGGUUCUAUGAUACAUCUUCGGUGUUUGCGUAACAUCAAUGCUUUAGUCAGACUCGAGUUGCCGGACCGAGCAAAGUACUUCAGGCGAU
Molecule: messenger RNA, 4707 nt
Organism: Varroa destructor (honeybee mite)
Lineage: Eukaryota; Metazoa; Arthropoda; Arachnida; Mesostigmata; Varroidae
Source: RefSeq, a predicted model, not a curated record